AAUCGGAGAAACUCCCUAACAAAAAUUCCGAAACCCCAGAUAUAAAACACGCGACCCAAAUAACUCCGGAACCUGCAACAUUCAGCGGGAACCAAACCAAAGCAAAACAAAAUCAAAAUGCAGCCCUCGACGGUGGUGGUCCUCGACAAUGGCGGUGGCCUAAUCAAGGCCGGUCUCGGCGGCGAAAUGGACCCCACAGCCAUCAUCCCCAACUGCCUCUACCGCCCUCUCUCCUCUAAAAAAUGGCUCCACCCUUCCACCACCACCGCCGCCGUCUCCGAUCCCAUCGACCUCACCUCUGCCGCCGUCCGCCGCCCCAUCGACCGCGGCUACCUCAUCAACCCCGACCUCCAGCGCGACAUCUGGGCCCACCUCCUCUCCUCCCUCUUCCACCGCCCCAACACCGGCCCGGCCCACUCCGCCCUCCUCCUUACCGAGCCCCUCUUCGCCCUCCCCUCCAUUCAGCGCGCCACCGACGAGCUCGUCUUCGAGGACUUGGGCUUCGCCGCCCUCUACGUCGCCGACUCCCCUUCCCUGGCCCACCUCUACGAGGCCAGCCGCCGGCCCAUGGGCCUCGCCUCCAAGGCCCAGUGCAGCCUCGUCGUCGACUGCGGCUUCUCCUUCACCCACGCCGCUCCUGUGUUCCAGAACUUCACGCUCAACUAUGCUGCGAAGAGAAUCGAUUUGGGGGGAAAGGCUUUGACCAAUUAUCUGAAAGAGUUGGUUUCUUAUCGGUCGGUUAAUGUGAUGGACGAGACUUUCGUGAUGGAUGAUGUCAAGGAGAAGCUGUGUUUUGUCUCGCUUGAUGUUUCUCGCGACCUCCAGAUCGCCAGGAAACCUGGGAAAGAAAAUCUCUUGAGGUGCACUUAUGUGCUUCCUGAUGGUGUGACUCAUACGAGGGGUUUUGUUAAGGACCCAGAUGAAGCGCAGAGAUAUCUUUCCUUGACAGAUGGAGAUGGAGAUCAGACAGCGAAUUUGGGGUCGGAUCACCCUCAUGUUACGGAGAAGUUGGAGGACAGGAAGAAAACUGAUUUGACUAAAAAUGAAUUUGACUUGACAAAUGAGCGUUUCCUUGUCCCAGAAAUGAUCUUUCAUCCUGCUGAUUUGGGAAUGAACCAAGCUGGACUUGCUGAGUGCAUUGUUCGAGCUGUCAAUUCCUGCCAUCCUUAUCUUCACCCCCUACUAUAUGAAAGCAUUAUUUUAACUGGCGGGAGUACAUUAUUCCCUCGAUUCGCUCGGAGGCUAGAGAAGGAGCUUCGUCCUCUUGUUCCUGAUGACUAUCGAGUGAAGAUCACUGCUCAAGAAGACCCUAUACUUGGUGUCUGGCGAGGUGGAUCACUUCUUGCAUCAAGCCCAGAUUUUGAAGCAAUGUGCGUCACCAAGGCUGAGUAUGAGGAGCUUGGAUCUGCUCGAUGUCGGCAGAGAUUCUUCCACUGAGUGGUCAUGAUGGUGAA
Molecule: messenger RNA, 1454 nt
Organism: Morus notabilis
Lineage: Eukaryota; Viridiplantae; Streptophyta; Magnoliopsida; Rosales; Moraceae
Product: actin-related protein 6
Exons: 7
Coding region: 118-1437 (439 amino acids)
Biological process (GO): folic acid-containing compound biosynthetic process
Cellular component (GO): Swr1 complex
Molecular function (GO): nucleosome binding; ATP binding; tetrahydrofolylpolyglutamate synthase activity
Source: RefSeq, a predicted model, not a curated record